Molecule: messenger RNA, 13806 nt
Organism: Diospyros lotus (date-plum)
Lineage: Eukaryota; Viridiplantae; Streptophyta; Magnoliopsida; Ericales; Ebenaceae
Exons: 2
Coding region: 10996-12024 (342 amino acids)
Molecular function (GO): DNA binding
Source: RefSeq, a predicted model, not a curated record
GGUUUUUCUCGAGAAAAUGUGCCCCCAACCUGAGAAAGAUCAACCCCAAAGUGCCCCCUCAAGAGGCCGCCUCCAUAGCUGAAGGUCUCUAUCAUGUUAUCAAGCAGCACGGCCCUCUCACUACUCCCAACACGUGGAACCACGUCAAGGCCACAUGUAGGGAAUCUUUGAAUUCUGGGCAAGAAUUUGGGCCAUCAAGAUAUAAUGUAAGUCUUUUCAACAUUGAUAUAGGAGCCUUUAAGACGUUUUUGUGCAUGGAAAGUAUGGUGAAAUAUAUUGUUUUUGCAUAAAAUUUCAGAAUGUACUUCAACGUUAUCUCUGUUGUUCGUACAACAUUUGGCCUGAAAUUCUGUUAUGUCGUAGCCUAUGUGGAUAUGAACAUAUCUGCAAACUUUUGUGUUGAAUGGCUUUAUCAUACGAGGGAUAAAGCAAUCUCUAGUUUAUCCAGGCUUCAUUGGCAUCUCUGCCAUUCAACAUACAUUUAGCCUAAAAUUUUUGUUAGGAAAAAGUUUUUUUUAGUACGCUUGAAUAAUAUUUAAACAAUUUUGUCCCAAUUGGAUUUUUCAUUUGAGAGAAACCACAAAAUCUUACUUGACAUCAGACACUACAGCUUAGUACUCCUUGCAUUAAGAUUCAUGGCAUGAAAUUUAUAUCUCUAGAAUCUUGUUUGAUAAGCGUUCUAUGGGUAUAUUAUAUGAUUUAGAUAUUUGGUCUCUGGGAUAUGGUGCCUUAGAAUUUUGAGAUGAAUCUGGGAUUAUGAAAUCUCUGGGUUGGAGAUUGUCACAACCCUAGGAUUUGAUUAAGGUUAGAAAGGGAAGGAGAAGAGUUCAUGGGAGAGAGUAUAAUUAUGAGGGAGAGAUUAAAUAGAAUUAGGGAGAGAAGGGAUGGGACAAUGGAGAACGAGAGAGAGAGAGAGAGAGAGAGAGAGAGAGAGAGAUUGAAAUUUCAAUUAUCAAAUCAAGCAUGUUCUCUCCUCUUACAAUUGGCCUUUUUAUAGGCAUAGUAGCUAGCUGCUUAACUAAUUUUUGACAACAUCCUAAUAGCACCCAUGUACUUCUAACAACUUGUAAAAAUAUCCUAACAAAUCAUUGCAGCCCUAUUACAAUGAUGCCCUUAUAUUAUUCCUUGGGUCAUGACAAUUCCUCCCUCCUUGAGAGAGUUCUUGUCCCCAAGAACUUACAGCAACUAUUCAUUGCUUUUCAUCCAAUACCCGUUUUCUCAAUCUAUUUCAUUCUUCUUUCUUGCUUGCGCCUUUUAGGCCUCUUCUUCUUCGUUCUUAGGUUUCCAAGAUCCAUCCUAGGUAUACUUUGGCCUAGAACUUCAAUUGAAGAAAUCUGAUCGAGUUCAAGUAUGAUGUCCCCACCUUUUGCAAUAGCUGGCCGACCAAAAUCGGUCUCCCUACUCAAUACAAGGAUGGAUAAUAGACCUACAACCAUAGCUGCCUUUACUGUAUUCCCAUUCAACCCAUGGCCAAGCUCUGUUGCAAAAAUAUCAACAACAUCUUGGAAAUAUAGCGAUGAAGAAUUGUAGACUUGCCUUGGGUGCUUAGACCAAUGUUGUCUGUCAGGAUUGGAAUUAGGGGCUGCUGUGAUUUCAAUCCCAGCCAAUAGCUCCUCAGUGGCUGCCAUAAGGCCUUCAUCCCGACCUUCUUUCCUGACCUCAUUUGCAGCCCAAUUAUCUAAUGAAACUAUAUCCUUGCUCGGAUUAUCAGAUGUAUGGAAGCCAUCUAUGUAGUAGUUCUUACCUCCAAUUUGUUGUAUAGACUGAUUAACACCUGAUUUAUCAGCUUCCAGCUCUUAUAAAGUGUGAUCUAUACAAAUCUUCUCAUCCAAUCUACUUUCAUGUCUUGAAUCCUGAGUUACCAUUGAUAAAUUGGCUUUGAUUCCAGCAACAACUUCCUUAAUAUUGACUGAUUUUUCAGUUGGUUCUUCUUGGUUCCAUGCAAGUAAUCCAAUAGCUUCUUUUUCCCCGUAUUUGUCGAGAUAUUUCUCUACAUGCACUUCUCCUUCAAAAAGAUCUGUGGGCUCCUUUUAAUCUGUUGCCCUAUCAACCUGAUCAAUAUAAUUUUCCUCGAGAUUAUGCUUUUCACCACCAAAAUUAUUCCCUAUAUUGUAGCCAUCCUUCUAGUCACUACUGCCUCCAUCAGAAUGCUUCUUUUUCUGCCCAAAGUUUAGAGUAGGCAGUGAAUUGGUCGUUCGUAAUCUUAUCUCCUUUUUUGGCUGCUCUACUCCAAAGAAUUCCUCCUUGUUAAAACUUCUGUGAUAAUUAUCAAAAUAUUCCACCAGAAAGUUGUGAUGAUACUUCUUAAUAAGUAUCAUCGCAAGCUCUUGCAGCUUCUCGCGUAUCAUAAGGCCAAAUUGCUUGCUCGUAUCAUGUACCCCACUGGUUGCUCUCUUGUCCCAUUGGUUGAUCUCAUUCUUAAACUUCUUUUCCCCUGUUUGUUACUUUUGGCCAACUGAAAAUGUAGCACUCUUCUGCUGCAAUUGAGGCUCCAUUUGUUUCAUGUGUGCACCGCUUCCCAAAUCUUCAUGGGCAGGAUAUCCCACUGAAAAUGCAACAUCCUUCAGCUGCAAUUGAGACUCCAUUGGUCUCCUUUGUGCACUACUCCUCUUGGCUGAAAUCUCACUGGUUGGAAAAGCAAUAGGCCAAGAAACCACAACUCUUUCCAUCCUAAUUCCCCACACUUCCCUUCUGUAAUUGCCUCACCUAGUCACCUCUAAAAUUGAUCCAAUAAGUGGCAAGUUGCAGCCACUGUUUUGCUUCAAGGUCAAGUCUAUUGUAGCAGCGGAAGAAGCCGCACAAUUACAGCAACUUGAUUGGCCCUCUAGAGUCACCCAGGGCUAUCUAAUCUCCUGACUCGCCUGCUGCAAUGAUUCCCUAUACUUGUUGGAAUCGCCCUUGGACUCGCCUUCCUCAAUCCAUUGUGCAGAUUCACAAUUAAGAGUCACCGAAGGCCCUGUCGGGACAAAUUAGCCUAGUCGCCUCUAUAGAAAUUAAUGGCGGUUCUUCUCAACCCUAUCAUCACCAGUAUUCACACGUUGUUCCUUCUUGCUAAAAGUGAAUUUAGGAUCGCCCGCCGCUACUCAAUCACCGACCAUUGGACCAAUGGAGUUGCCUCUUGUUGCGCUUGCGGAGAUCCGAACACUGACUGUCAGAAUCAAUUGGUCAAGUCGCCCUUAGCAUAGUCUCUCGAAUGGAUUGACUCCAAUUGCACCACCAGAACGGAUCGACUCCAUUAUUCAAUCCACUCUUUGUUGUGUCCCGAAUUGCUUCCUGCGAUCCGUUCCGUUCCGCAACCAAUUCACCUAUCAGUGUCGUCAACUUGGAUGGAAUUCCCGCACCUAUCGUUUGCUUCAGUUUGCGAAUCCUCUUGGCUUGCUCGUCUUCAAGUCUGGUCCAAAUUGUCGGAGUCUUAGCUUAGCCGUGAGCCAAUCCUCAUACUUCUCCUUCGCGUCUUCACUGGAAGUUGCUGCUUCUUGAAUCGCCUUCAAGCGAUGAACCAGGAUUGCCAAAGUUUCGCCAAACCGACUUUGAUCACCAUCGAAGCCAAUCGGCCAGUGCAACUGUGGGUUCCCUGUCGCUGAAUCGCUCCUGGGAGCCACCUAGAAUCACCGGCUUUGAAUCUUCAACCAAGAUUGCUUAAUCUUGGACAAUUGCAAUUGCCUUGGGUCUGCUCGCAUCGCCUCGGACUUAGUCCACUUCACGCUUGUCACUUAUGACCAGCUUCGCCCUUAAUUCUGACCCAAAAUCGUCGGAAAUGUUUUUGGAUGUUAAACGCAACUAACACCGUGCUGGAAUCUGCUUCACCUUCACGCGUCGCUUGAUAAUUUCUGUUGAAUCGGUGGUUAGAUUUGCUACUAGGAAGCGCCUCUAGCUCCGCCUCUUGAAUGGAUUAGCUUCUGUUGUGGUUCGGCAGUCCACAAUUCCCAGCCAAUCGUGGUGGGUCACUGCGAUUCACCUAUUCGAUCACGAUUGUUAGGAUCCUGAUGGCUCAGAUCUGCCUCCAAUACGUGACUGAACAGAAUUCACUACUAGAAACGACGGAAUCACAGUCGAGGAACAAUGCUCUGAUACCAAUUUAUCACAACCGUAGGAUUUGAUUAAGGUUAGAAAGGGAAGGAGAAGAGUUCACGGGAGGGAGAGUAGAAUUCUGAUGGAGAGAUUGAAUAGAAUUAGGGAGAGAAGGGAUGGGAAGAGGAGAGAGAGAGAGAGAGAGAGAGAGAGAGAGAGAGAGAGAGAAAUUGUACAGAGAGAAAUUGAAAUUGAAAUUAUCAAUUCAAGCAUGUUCUCUCAUCUUAUAAUUGGCCUUUUUAUAGGCUUAGUAGCUAGCUGCUUAACUAAUUUAUAACAGCAUCCUAAUAGCACCCAUAUGCUUCUAACAACUUGUAAAAAUAUCCUAACAAAUCAUUGUAAUCCUAUUACAAUGAUGCCCUUCUAUUAUUCCUUGGGUCAUGACAGAGAUGAGCCAGGAAAUCUUUAUUAAGGCUACUCUCACCUAGGGUGAGUGUGGCUUUAACUCAUCUGGUGUGAGCAAAUGAGCAUGAAAUCUGAUUCUACAUAUGAUGAUGCAGUGAGAAGUGUGAAAACGAAUGAUGUACACAAUUAAACCUUAAAUUUUGUAUAAACAAGACCAGAUAGUAGACAAAAAAUCUAAAGAAUAAAAAUUUUAUUAUGAAAAAUUGUUAUACACCCAUCUAGUGGAUUAAGGUCAUCUGAAAAUUGUUGAUGUUAUAUGAAAAUUUUGUUAUACACAGGGUAUUUAUAGAGAAUACAAAAGAAAGCUUAAUUUGUAUCAAUGUUUUCAAAAGCGCUAAGCAGUGUAUUAAAAGGCGCUAGGUGCUAGUCGGGGCCUAGGCGGAGGCUAGAAAAAUUUGAAUUUUUUUUUAAUUGAAGAAACUUGCAAUAGAAACCUAUAUAUAUAUAACCAAUAACCUCACUUAAUAUUCAAAAUAACAAUAACAUAUCAUGCUAUAACUACAAAAUAAUCAAAUUAAAACAAUAAAAUAGCAAAAUAACUUUUAUUUUAUAAUAUAAUGAAAACAUAAAUUAUUUUCUGCAAAAUAACCAAUAACCUUAUAUAAUUUUUUGUUUUCGAUCUUCUUCAUCAUGUAAAAAUGCAUAUAUUAUAUAAUUAAUAAUAAUUAAAACUAAAUAUAUAUCUAAUAUAUAAAUAGAACAGAAAAAUAAAAUAAAAUAAAAAAUGAAAAAUAGAAACAAUGCAACAGAGAGAAAGAGCAAUGAAUAACCAUAGACCCAGAGAGAGGGGGGGGGGGGGGUUACGAAGGAGAUAGAGCUUGCUGGUGGGGGAGAUGGAGUUUGACGGCGAGGACGCGGCGGCGGCACGUUCAGGCAGCGAGGAGUACGCAAAUGGCAUAGAGGUAAUGUUGAUGAAGCUUGACGGCGAUGAUGGAGCUGGAGGCAGCGAUGGCGGUGAGUACUGGCAAGCUGAUGGCGUUGAGGCAGCGGCGGCCUUGGGGUGAGACGGGGAGAGGCUGAGAGACGAGAUUAAGAAAUAAAAUACCUUAAAAUUAGCUGAUAUAUAAAGCAAAAACUUGGGCGGUCUAGGCGGUGCGGGUCGCCUAGGCGCCGGCUGGGCUGCCUAGACGUUGCCGCGGUUGAUUAAUCGGGCCGGCGCCUAGGAGGCCCAACUAGGGCAUACUCGGGGUGGCCAGUGGCCGCCUAGCUCCUAGGCAGCCGCCUAUAGCGAUUUUUAGAACAUUGGCGCUAAGGGCACUUUAUGUAGAAGGCCUACGGAGCUUAUGCUCAAAGCGAAGCACACACUUAAGUGAAGUGAAACACACAUAAAUGAAAUAAAGAGUAUAAACUUUUAGAAGAAUUAAAAAUAUAAACUAUUAAAAAGUCAUUAAAAAAUUAAAUAAGAAUGAGAGCUGCAAAUUUAACAAAAUAUGAGAUUCCAUUUUUCAUUAUAUUUUAUACCCAUUUGCAAGUUCAUACAAUCCUAGCAAAAAAAAGCAUGAUAUACAACAAACAUAAAUGAAUUAGUAAUCCCGAAUUUACACCUAAUUGCAUGUUCUAAAAUAUUUGUUGCUCUGUAAAUACAACUAAGUCUCCCUUAUUUUUUAUAAAGUAUAUAUAAUUCUAUUCAAAUCCUUUUAAGGUUUGAUUAUUGCUUUUUUUUGGGUAAGGAUUUCAUAGAAGUAGCUGCACCAUUGCAAAAAUUUAAACAAAUCCAAUCAUUCAUGUUGUCUGAUAAUAAAAAAAAAGAAAAAAACAAGCGUAUUUUUGAAGCGUGCUUUGUAGCCCUUCAAAGCUCAAGUAAAAGUGCAACUUAAGCACACUUUAAUCAUGCUCAACUAAAGACGCUGAGCUUCAUGCACAAAAAUCCCUAAGCAUUCCUUUGCUCUUAAAGCAUGUUUUUUUAAACACUGAUUUGUAUGACACAACUCUCCUAAUUUGUAGGAAAACAACUCUAACUUGGACAUUAAAACAAUCUAUACUUGGACUCUAUGUUAACUUGGUCACCUAAGUUAUAGGUAUCAUCUUUCUAGACCUUAUCUAGUAAGAUAAUCAAACUUAUACAUUUAUUUUAUAAAAUAAUUGAUAAAAUUAAAUUUAUUUUUAAAAUACUAAAAUUAAAAUUAUAAAAUUUUUAUCAUAUGGGUCCUGCAAUAGUCCUCUCAUAGGUUCAAAAUUUCAACUCAAAAUUUUUAUUUUGAUGGCACUAAGUGUUAGAUUAGUCUUAGCUAAACAACCACUAAAUGCACAUUCUACAAGAAGUAACGUUGAGCACACCAAAAUUACGAAAAACACCUAUUUCAUUUUUUUCUUAAAAGUUUCCACCAUUACAAUGGAAUUUGCUUGGAGAAUGCAGACUCCUUCUCAGGUUAGUCACUUUACUUAAGCCUGGAUGAAUACCAAAUUGUACCCAUAUAGUCUAUUUGAAGAUGAGUCACAUGAUAGUCUCACACCUGUCAUGUGUCUAGUAAUUGACACCCCCUACUGCAUAGAGGUUUGUAGUAGUUGACAUCCCCAAUUAUCUUAGGGAACUCUUAGCCUCUUGGAACAAAUCCACAUGUUUGUUUGAGCAACUAGUCUAAAUUACUCACAGUUCUCAUACUAUCAAUUUCAUGGCGUGUUUGUGAUUGUGCGCAAAAUCACCUAAUAUGUUCUCGCACGCUUACAGAAAUUAUUGAUGCCCUCAACUAGGUCAUGCCACCCAUGUGAAGUUUUUGUCAUGGUUGACAUGUCUAUAGUUAUUGCCUUAUUGGUGGUGCUUGGCAUCGACUCACCUUGCUUUAGUUUGCUUUGCUUGGUGCAAUUACUUUUGCAAACUUCCUAGUUAUAUAUGCACUAGGACUCUUUCCAAUGUUGGUGUUGAGCAUGACAUUAAUAUGGCUGAGCAUGUGAGCAUGGGCACACCAUGUGCGUGCCCUGCUAGUUAGCAUACUAAUGGAUUCAUGUAGUCCACACAUCCCAAUGAUAUGCUUGCAUCAUUAUUGCACCUUGUUUUAGGUGUGCCUUCCUCACGUCUCUUGUGUGGCCUAGACCACUACAACAUUUGCCCCACCUAGGCAUACUUCUUCAUGCUUUGAGUGCAACAUGGGCAUAAGGUGUUGGCCUCUGUCUUGUGAUGUUCACAUCCCCAACAAAGCGAAGGCCUAAUGUAGAUGGAGUUUGAGAUCACAAGGAGGCACAUGAAUGGUAGUUGACACAAAUGCCUCAAACUUGUUCAAUUUUUAGGAUGCAACUAAGAACUGGAGGUUGUGGACAGAGAAGGGCAUGGGUUGGUUCAAGGCAGUUGGCCCAAGGGAGGUUCUUCCAUUGUUGUUGCAACUUGCACGAGACAUAGUGUCAGGAACCAGUCCUGACCUAGGGUUUGUUUGAAGAUAAAACUGAGAACGAGAGAGAAAGAGGGAAAAAUGAGGAAGAAAACAGAGAGAAAUUAGGGAGAGAAUUGAAGAGAGAAAGAAUUCAAUUUUGUUAUUGCUCAACAACCUCCAAAGUAGUCUCGAGUAGCUUUUAUAGCUACUCUUUAAGGCAGUUGUUUCAGUUACAUUUUGUAACUGAAAGUGUACAGCUAUCAACUAAAAUAACAGAAAAAUUAACAGUUGGUAACUACUCUUCCUGAGAAAUAAUCUGCAACACAUGAGAUCUUGACAUUCCCCCCUCCUUUAAAAUUUUCUUGUCCACAAGAAAUUAAAGAAACUGGGCAGCCUGAGAAAAUUCGGCGAGAAGGUCCAGUAGAUACUCCCAAGUGGUAUGAUCCGAAUGCAAAUGGGACCAUUGGACUAACACCUGUGUAACUGUGUAAGUGGUAGAGUAUCCUUAUAAGUCACCCUUUUGUCCAAGAUAGCCAAGGGCUCAACCUCAACCUCAACCUCAACCUGAUGGUCAUCAGGUAUAGGGGGUAAGGCAAUGCUAGAUAAAUCUUGAGGACCAAUUGUUUUCUUGAGUAAAGAAGCAUGGAAGACUGGGUGUAUGGUAGUGUUGGAUGGCAGCUGCAAUUUGUAAGCAACAGGACCCACUUUAGCUAUUAUUAGAAAAAAGGGGAAACUGACCAGCACUCAAGGAGGGCACAACCAGGAGGGUAGGCUGUAAACUGACCUGCACUCAGCCCCUAUCAGUAACCGUGGCCAAUGGUAACAAAGUGAUAAGCAAAUCUGCAUGUGUUGGGUUUUGUUAGGAAAUGCAAGGAGAGGAGUUUGAGGUUGACUUGAGAUUGUCAAAGUUAGGAGGGUGUGACAUUGUAUUGGGGGUGGACUGGAUGAAAAAUGUGAGCCCCAUAAUUUUCGAUUUCAACAAGAUGGAGGUGACUUUUGAAAAGGAUGGCAAGAAGAUGACCCUUACUGGCAGCUUGGAAAUAGGAGCAUGCAAGAAAGAGGUUACAAAAGAUGCUCAAGAACAAGCUGUCCCAAGUGGAACAAUUGUUCUCUAUUUAGGCCAUGGAGUAUUCAGAGGAGAACUCAGAACAAGGAGGAGAACUCAUGCUGACAGUCAACAACCCACUUCAACCCAACUUAAAGGUACAAGAGCUUGAUUCUCUUAACAUAUUGUUAGUUGAGUUUGGGGAUUUAUUUGUAGAGCCCGAUUCCUUACCACCCCAAAGAUCCCUUGACCAUUCCAUUUCACUCCACUCAAACCCAACAACGAACCUGCCAACAUAAGAUCCUACCGAUAUCCACCAAUUCAAAAGACUGAAAUUGAAAAAAUGGUCAAGGAAAUGCUCUAGAAAUCCAUCAUUAGACCUAGCCUCCUCCCAUUUGCAUCGCAUGCGUUCCUUGUUAAAAAGGAGGACAGUUCAUGGCAAUUCUAUGUUGACCAUUGUCAACUCAACGCCAUGACAGUUAAGAACAGGUUCCCUAUUUCCAUCAGUGUUGUUAAAGGCGCGCCUAGGUGCAAGGCCCCUCAAGGCGCAGCCAUCUCGCCUUGCCAUGUCUAGGCGAGGCGAGAUCCAGCUAGGCGCGCCUAGGCCCUUCAGGCGUGCCUCCCUCAGGCGCACAUCCAUUAGGCGCACAUGUCCAGCUGAAAAAUCAGCAUGUUUUAUUUUUUGAACAUUUCUGUUAAAACUUAAAGAGAGAAAAUAAUAAAAUACAAUAUUGAAAAGUCAACAAAACUUAAAAAUAUGGUGUUCCAGCUCAUCUGAUUUCUAGAAGGCCAAGAGACUACACCUCCAAGGCUCCAAAACUCUCUUACGCAGCACUCUUUUCUCUCACGCAACACAGCAACUGCAACUCCUCAAGUUCUUCUCCAGUUCUCUAGUUCUGAUUGAGGUGCUUCUGCUUCUCCAGGCCAAGGUAACAUAUCGACAAUCCCUUCUUCUUCUUCUUCUUACACUGCUGGCAGGUGCUAGCCUGCUUCUUCUUCGGCAAUCCUUGUUGCUUCUUCUUCUUCUUAUUACGCGACUGCUUCUUAAUCUUACGUUGCUGCUAUCCUUCUUCUUCUUACACGGCGGCUUCUUACGUUGCUUCUAUCCUCCUACUCCUUCUUCUUCUUCUCCUGCUAUCCUUCUUCUUCUUCUUCUUCCGCUGCUGCUAAAAUUCUUCUUCUUCUUACGCUGCUGCUACUGCUAGCCUGCUUCUUUUUCUUUUUCUUCUUCUCUUCCUCUGCUUCUUCUUCUUCUUUCUUACGCUGCUGCUACUUCUUCUUCUUCUUCUUCUUCUUACGCUGCUGCUUCCAUAUUUAGGCUAAUGGUAGCUUCGAUAUCCUUGUUGCUGCUUCUUCUUCUUCUUCUUCUUCUUACGCUGCUGGCAGUUGCUAGCUUGCUUCUUCUUCGGCAAUCCUUGUUGCUUCUUCUUCUUCUUCUUCUUCUUAUUACGCGACUGCUUCUUAAUCUUACAUUGCUGCUAUCCUUCUUCUUCUUACACGGCUGCUUCUUACGUUGCUGCUAUCCUUCUGCUCCUUCUUCUUCUUCUCCUGCUAUCCUUCUUCUUCUUCUUACAUUGCUGUUACUGCUAGCUUGCUUCUUUUUCUUCUUCUUCUCUUCCUUUGCUUCUUCUUCUUCUUUCUUACGUUGUUGCUACUGCUAGCCUGCUUCCUUUUCUUCUUCUUCUUCUUCUUCUCUUCCUCUGCUUCUUCUUCUUCUUUCUUAUGCUGCUGCUGCUACUUCUUCUUCUUCUUCAGUUAUUUUUUUUUUAAUUUUUAUUUGUUGAUGCCUGCUACUGCUUCUUCUUUUUCGUUUUUCUUUUAACAUUUUAGGGCAUAAUUUAGCCUUAGUUUUUACAAAUUUUCAAGUAUACUCAUAUAGAAUUGCAGCAUUUAGAAAUAGAAUAGAAGUUUUAAUCCUUAAUUGGAUCCUAUGCUUGAUUAGAAAUAGAAUAAAAGUUUGAUCUCUACUACUUCCCUGGAUUUCUUCUUUCCCCUCCCUGAAAUUUUUUCUCUUCUCCUUCAAUCUUCUGCAAUACUUCUUGUUGUCCUGCAUCAGUUCUCCAUUCCAGAAAAUCCCACCGCUAAUUAGAAUUCUUUUUCAACCCCUCCCUUCCUUGGUUGAAAUUCAGCCACUUAUUGAUCCAUGCUUCUUUUCAGAAUUUUUUUACAAUGUUUUUUCAAAUUUAUGACUCCUUGCUUAUGAUCAUUAUGGCAGAUAUCCUAAUCCUAAUGGCAUCUGAUUCAGAUGCUCCUAGUGGCUCCUUUGGCAGUGGUAGAAAAGAUCCAGCAUGGAAAUAUAACACAUUGCCAGAUCCAAAGGACAUAAACUCUUUAAAAUGUAAUUUUUGUGGAAAAAUAACGAAAGGAGGGGUUUACCGAGCUAAACACCACCUUGUUGGAGGGUAUAGGAAUACCAAAGUUUGUCCAAAAUGUCCUUCACAUGUUAAAGAAGAAAUUAGAGAGUAUAUGUCGAAAAAGCUAGAAGAGAAGAACAAUAGUGAUGUUAUACUAGAUUUUGACGACAUUGAUACCCUUGGAGAUGAUGAUGAAGUGGUUUUUGAAAGAGGUGUUAAAAGGCCUAUGUCUUCAAGUUCAAGUCAAGGUUUUACUAUGCAACAAAAAAAGCAAAGGAUGAAAGGGCCUUUGGAUUUGCUUUUGCCUCCUAAACCUAAAGUGAGCACUGGGAAGCAAACAACAAUGGAGACCCAUGUCAAUAAAGAACUGAGGGAGAAUGCUUGCGUUUGGUUUUCUAGAUGGAUGUAUGAAGCUGGCUUGUCUUUCAGUGCAGUCAAGUAUCCAAUUUUUAAGCCAAUGAUUGAGGCUAUUGGUCGAGCUAGUCCAGGCAUGAAACCUCCUAGUUAUCAUGAGGUGAGAGUUCCUUAUCUUAAGAAGGAGUUGGUACACACAAAUGAAAUUAUGAAGAGUCAUAAGGAGGAUUGGCCUAAAUAUGGAUGUUCCCUUAUGUGUGAUGGUUGGAAGGAUAAGAGAAAGAGAUCUUUGCUUAACUUUUUGGUAAAUUAUCCAAAGGGAAGCAUGUUCAUUAGAUCCAUUGAUACUUCCUCAUAUGCCAAGGAUGCUGUUAAAAUAUUUCAAUUACUUGACCAGUUUGUAGAGGAAGUAGGUGAAGCAAAUGUGGUUCAAGUUGUGACUGAUAAUGCCUCGGCUAAUAUUUUAGUUGGCAAGUUUGCUAUCUUUUAACUUUUACCUUUGAAUGAUGUUGAUGUUAGUUUAAUGACAGAUCUUUAACUCGUCUUAUAGGAGACUUCUUAAUGGCUAAGCGAAAACACUUAUAUUGGACACCAUGUGCUGCCCAUUGCUUAGACCUAAUGUUAGAAGAUAUUUUUAAACUUCCUAUAUUGAAGAAGACUUUUCAAAAAGCACGUGCAGUAAAUGGAUUCUUGUAUAGCUCUACACAAGUGUUGAAUAUGAUGAGAACAUUCACAAAAAAGAGAGAUGCUAAGACCUGGGAAAACAAGAUUUGCCAUGGCUUUCCUCACCCUUUCAAGACUUCAUAAACAAAAAGCCAACUUGAGGAAGAUGUUCAUUUCAGAAGAGUGGACUAACUCUAAAUUUGCAAGAGAAGCACGGGGUAAGCUCGCAUCUCAAACAGUGUUACAAGAUUCAUUUUGGAAAAAUGUUCUUUAUGCUCUCAAGGUGUCAGGGCCACUUGUCAAGGUGCUUAGAGUGGUAGACAAUGAGGAUAAGCCUGUUAUGCCUUAUAUUUAUGAGGCUCUGGAUAGGGCAAAAGAAGCCAUUGCAAAAUCUUUUGAUGAUGAAAGGAAAUACAAGCUAAUAUUUGAAAUCAUUGGUGGGAGGUGGAAUAUUCAACUGCAUCGUCCUCAACGUGCAAUCGGAUAUUACUUGAAUCUAGAAUUUUUUUAUUCAAAUGUAAACAUUGGAGAAAAUCAAGAGAUUAUUGAUGGGUUGUAUCAAAUCAUAGAGAGGUUGGUUCCCACUGCAGAGGUGCAAGACAAAAUUUCUAAAGAGCUAAGCUUGUAUAAAAAUGCUGAAGGCAUAUUUGGAAAACAAAUAUGCCUAAGAGGAAGGAAUCAAUUGGCACCAGGUAAUAUGGUUUUUUAAUUAAUAAUGUAAGUAAGUCUAAUCAUUAGUCUACAACUGGCAAUUUUCAAUUACUGAUUAUGGUAUAUUUUUUCCUAGUUGAAUGGUGGUCUCAAUUUGGUACUGUAACCCCUAAUUUGCAAAAGUUUGCCAUCAAGAUAUGUAGCCUGACUUGUAGCUCUUGAGGUUGUGAAAGGAAUUGGAGUGUCUUUGAGCAUGUAAGAGUGUUUUUUCUUAUUCUUAAUAUUCACCGCUAAAGGAGAAAUAAUAGUGACUGUGAGUAGCCACUCCCAUGAUCAAAGGAAGGUACAUGAGACUGACUCUCUUUAUAUACUUUUGAUUGAGUUCAAGGACCUCUUUAUGGAACCCAACUUCCUUCCACCCGAGAGACCCUUUCACCACACUAUAAAUCUUAAGCCAAACACAGAGCCUGUCAAUGUAAGGUCUUACCAUUACCCACCAAGAUAGAAAAUCGAAAUUGAAAUUUGAAACUCACAAGAGACAUGUUGCACAAGUCUAUUAUUCAACCAAGCCACAACCUUUUUGCAUCACCCGUAUUACUUGCCAAAAAGAAAGAUAGUUCGUGGAGGUUUUAUGUUGACUAUUGUCAACUAAAUGCCAUAAUCAUCAAAGACAAGUUCCUUAUGCCUAUUGUGGAAGACUUGUUUGAUGAGCUUAAAUAUGCUACUGUUUUUACAAAACUAGACCUUAGAUUAGACUGCCAUCAAAUUUGAAUGAGGCUUGAAGAUAUUCCCAAAACAGCCUUCAAAACCCACCAAGGGCACUGUGAAUUCUUAGUUAUGCCUUUGGUCUCACCAAUGCCCUAGCUAUCUUUCAGGUGCUGAUGAAUCGGAUUUUUGAGCCCUAUCUUCGCAAAUUCAUCAUAGUGUUUUUUGAUCAUAUUAUAAUUUAUAGCCCUUC